Molecule: messenger RNA, 732 nt
Organism: Elephantulus edwardii (Cape elephant shrew)
Lineage: Eukaryota; Metazoa; Chordata; Mammalia; Macroscelidea; Macroscelididae
Gene: NDUFB8
Product: NADH dehydrogenase (ubiquinone) 1 beta subcomplex, 8, 19kDa
Exons: 5
Coding region: 35-625 (196 amino acids)
Biological process (GO): mitochondrial electron transport, NADH to ubiquinone
Cellular component (GO): mitochondrion
Source: RefSeq, a predicted model, not a curated record
GCCCGGCUCAGCCACCGUAACGACGCUUCUGCGCAUGUGCAGUAAGUCAGGGACGAAGGUGAAGAUGGCGGCGGCCAGGGCGGGGGUCCUGGGAGUACGAUGGCUGCAGAGGGCAGCCCGGAACAUGGUGCCGCUGGGUGCACGGACAGCCUCCCACAUCACCAAGGAUAUGCUCCCGGGGCCCUAUCCCAAGACCCCAGAAGAGCGGGCCGCCGCCGCCAAGAAGUAUAAUAUGCGAGUUGAAGACUACGAGCCGUACCCGGAUGAGGGCAUGGGGUAUGGAGACUACCCGAAACUCCCUGACCGCUCACAACAUGAGAGGGAUCCAUGGUAUGACUGGGACCACCCGGACCUGAGGUUGAACUGGGGUGAACCGCUCCACUGGAAUCUAGACAUGUACAUACGGAACCGUGUGGACACUUCACCCACACCUGUUUCUUGGGAUGUCAUGUGUAAGCAACUCCUCGGCUUCAUAGCGUUCAUGGUGUUCAUGUUCUGGGUUGGGGAGAUGUACCCCACCUACCAGCCAGUGGGGCCAAAGCAGUAUCCUUAUAACAAUCUGUACCUGGAACGAGGCGGCGAUCCCAACAAAGAGCCUGAGCCGGUGGUUCACUAUGAGAUCUGAGCAGGCUUCCUGGGCUCUUAUGCCCCCUACCUAGGACUCUCUGAUUCUUAGAGAUUAACCUUAAUGAAAUCUCUAAUAAAAGUUAGUGCUGUGGUGUCUGUGCUUCA